Messenger RNA from Hibiscus syriacus, 546 nucleotides. RefSeq names its product pectinesterase inhibitor-like. Bases 1 to 546 code for a protein of 181 amino acids. The transcript has a single exon. The record is from RefSeq and is a predicted model, not a curated record. NCBI's taxonomy places the organism in Eukaryota, Viridiplantae, Streptophyta, Magnoliopsida, Malvales, Malvaceae. Gene Ontology annotation, biological process: negative regulation of catalytic activity. Gene Ontology annotation, molecular function: pectinesterase inhibitor activity.
AUGGGAAUCGCUUUACCUCUUUCCCAUCUCGGUCUUCUCCUUCUUCUUUCAACCUCCUUCAACUAUGCCGACCAUUGGAAUCUUGUUUCUGCCGACGACAACAUAAUUCAACUCCAAUGCAACAACGUGGACGUCCCCUCAACGUGCAUCCAAUGCGUGAAAUCCGACCCCCGGAGCCAGUCAGCCAAUAAGGCAGGAAUAGCCGCCAUUGUCAUAACAUGUCUAAGCAACAAAGUCGGGAUGUUGUCGAGCAACAUGUCGGCUUUAGCCUCGGCCAUGCACGACAAGAAAGCGAAAUCGGUGUUACAAAGUUGCGAGAAAUGCUUUUCCGUGGCGACAACCCAUCUCGGCAACGCGACGAGCAUGUUGGAGGCGAAAGAGUACGACGGGACGAACGAGAUGGUGGUUGCGGCGCUGGGAAGAGAGGUGGACUGCAAGCAAAAUGCGAAGGCGUAUAAUGUGACGGUUCCUUAUGGUGUGGUUUAUGAUAUGAGGGUUUAUUUAGAACUCUCGGAUGCAGUAUUGAGAAUUAUUGAUAGGUUUUAG